ACUUCGACCAUCAGCUCGCAUUACCCUAAAUCAUCCCGUAGCCUUUCCUCGCCGACUGCAGAGACUGAAGUUAGGUCGAUACCCACGACGCUAGCCUAACGGGACGGCUCAGAACAUGUCUGCCUUAUUCAACUUUCAAUCUCUUCUGCUCGUCAUUCUGUUGAUGAUAUGCACAUGCACCUACAUUCGCGCUGUUGCUCCGCGUUUGAUUGAUAGGAACAAGGAAGGAUUCCUCGGGCUUUUAUGGAUGUCGGCGCGAAUUGGGGAGCGUCUAUCGCCUUAUGUUGCACUCGCGUGCAUAGCAAUGGCAGUUACAAUAACCAUUCAAUAACUUGGAUUUACAAUUGGAACCGGAGGCAUCUCACGAGCACGUUGCGUAUACCCGGCUAGACUGUCUAUCAUCAUGCCCGACAAAUAUGCGCAGGCCCCACCUCGUCGUACAUCGCGUUCUGAGAGGCUGCCGCUGGGACGUACAGAUAAGUUGAUAGGUCGAGCUGGAAAAGGACAUUCCUGCGUGCGUUCUUCUAACUAUAUAUCAACUCUAUCGCGGCGUUAUGGGAAUCCGGAGUUGUCCCGAGCGUCGGAGCAGGACGUUGGAGGAUAUGCUCAUGCCG
Molecule: messenger RNA, 614 nt
Organism: Gloeophyllum trabeum ATCC 11539
Lineage: Eukaryota; Fungi; Basidiomycota; Agaricomycetes; Gloeophyllales; Gloeophyllaceae
Product: DUF1242-domain-containing protein
Exons: 4
Coding region: 116-331 (71 amino acids)
Biological process (GO): intracellular transport; protein secretion
Source: RefSeq, a predicted model, not a curated record